CUUCUCACCAACGUCCAUGGGGCUCAUCAAUGACCGCAGACACAGACGAGGAGGAAGAGAGGGAAGCACAAGAGCUCACAUUCCUUCUUGAGCAGCGCAGGAGCAUCGCGCUCGCCCGAGAAAGCAAUGCGAGCUUGCAAGAGACGCUCGUUGAGACACUCAAGCAAGCUCCUCUGGCUCAGGCGGAAUUGGACGGGAUAGGGGAGCUACUAGACCUGGCUGAUGCCAUGCACUCCUAUGACACAGCGCGGUCCUCCAUAUUACCCAGUCAACCAUUCCUGCAAGCCUCUCUACCACUCUUUCAUGGCUUGGAGAAGGUCACUAGUGUGGCAGCGGAGGUCUCCGACCUGAAAGCUCUCUUGCUCAAUUCGAUAUGGAACAAAGCUGAUGAUCGGUGUCUCGAGGAGGCAGUACUCAAUCAGUGCCGCAGAUUGGCAGCCUAUACGUUCAAAGCAGACAAAAGCUGCCGAGAUCCACUCGCCCUUGUCGCGCAGAUGAGCGAUGAAGAGCUCGCGCUCCUCUCGCUUCCAAAGUACUUGCGUCCCAUGCAAGGUGGUGAUUCAGCCGAUGAAAGUAGCGAAGACGAGUCGGAAGCAGAAGACGCAAAAGGAGAGUCGAGGAAAAGAAAGGCUCCGCAGAGAAUUGACUGGGAUGAAAUCUCUUUGUCACUCUCUGCGGCACCUACAGCCAACGCACACACUGCCGAUGCCUGCCGCACUCGGUGGCUCAUGGUCGCUCGUCCUGGCAUCAACGAUGAGCCAUGGUCCGAAAAGGAGAUCGAGAGGCUCAAAACAUUGGUUGAAAAACAGCUGAAUACUUCUGCAGGCAAUGACCGGCUGGACUGGCAUAAUGUGGCAGACGAAAUUGGGAACGGUCGCCGACCCAUUGACUGCCUCAUUGCCUACCAGCGUCUACCAUUUGUAGUGCGCAGCGCUCCCCAUCUCAGCCUUCCUUCGACAUUCGACCAGAAAGAAGCUUACGAUGACGAGCUGCUUCGACAGGCUUCCAUCUGGGGUCACCAAUGGAGCCUCUUGGCCGAAAAGCUCAAUUACAACCCUUCUACUAUCAUUGACAAAUUCGACACUGCUCUGGAGAGCGAGAAUGAGGCCAGAGAAUGGGACGAGAAUGAGAUUCAGAGACUUCGAGAGGGGAUCGCAAGACAGACAGACCAGGUCAGAUUGCCUCUCCCCACAACUCAGGACGAAGCUUUGCCAGGUUCUUCGCGGUCGAGAUCUCAAGAUCAAGGUCCACUGAUGACCAUAGAAAACCUCAACUUCGAGCGUGUCGCUCGAUACGUAAGGACACGUACGCCCAAAGCCUGUCAAGACCGCUAUGCCAACCUCAUCGCCCCGCCUGCAACCUCUCAAGCCGCCCGUCCUCUCCCAGAACAGCCUUCCUCUACAGGUUGGACACUCUCUGAAGAGAGACAACUCCUCACACUAAGAGAGCAGCACCCAGAAUGGCUUUGGGUGGAGAUUGCUAGAACUCUCACCAAAGGAAGGACAAAAGGAAAGAAGAUCACGGGAACGAUGGCCAUUGAUCGAUGGAUGGAACUGAAAGGUCUGGAGGGCGAUGAAGAGCGUCAGGAGAUCAAGAGGGCGGAUACUCUCAUAAGGGGUGCGCGCGAUAGGAAGAGACAGAGGGAGAAGGACGCUCUGGCUCGAAGUGCUACAGAACAGCGGACGAUGGAGGGGUCUGUAGCAGAGCAGCAGCCAGCGACGAUUCAAUCCCGGGAGGGAGGUGACACGUUCAAUACGCAGCCAGAACCAGCCAAGAAGAAGCGGCGAGGGCAACGACAGACUUAACGCACCCGUCGGCAGGUCACAACGGCGGGAGUACAUGAUACCCAGCCGGCUCGGAGCAGCCGGCAAUAGUCAAUCAGAGACAAUGACACUAGAUGAUCAGUCUGCAAUCUACCCAAUGUGACUUCAUUGCCAACUGGACGAGGCUCUGUAAGGCGUGACGUUACAAAUACAGUGUUUAAGAGGAGGCACAAGGUGUAUGGACAAGGGGGAGAAGGCCGAAGCUUCUGCGUCGGGGGUAUUGGGUGUGAAAGAUAGCGCUGAUUGAUCUUCUAAUCAGAAACCUCCUCUUCGCCGGCCAUUGCUCGAGCAGUGGUCUUGUCCGUACGCUUAGCAUUUGCACCAACGGC
Molecule: messenger RNA, 2152 nt
Organism: Microstroma glucosiphilum
Lineage: Eukaryota; Fungi; Basidiomycota; Exobasidiomycetes; Microstromatales; Microstromataceae
Exons: 2
Coding region: 30-1805 (591 amino acids)
Source: RefSeq, a predicted model, not a curated record